Messenger RNA from Spodoptera frugiperda (fall armyworm), 11802 nucleotides. RefSeq lists its product as uncharacterized. The transcript is spliced from 31 exons. Gene Ontology annotation, molecular function: calcium ion binding; serine-type endopeptidase activity. The record is from RefSeq and is a predicted model, not a curated record. Lineage: Eukaryota; Metazoa; Arthropoda; Insecta; Lepidoptera; Noctuidae. The coding region runs from base 428 to 8335 and encodes 2635 amino acids.
CUUUGACCCGUAGUAUUGGAGCGUAGGGGUUUCCUACCCCUCUAGCCAGUGUAACAAGGCGCGAUCGAACGACGCAACGUGUCGCGUCUCCCACAAAAAUAAACACGAAAAAAAAUGUAGACGAAAAUUAAUUUAAGUAUAAAAAUCACGCGACGUCGUAUCACGCACGCGAACUACGGAUUUAAAAAAAUAUUGAGUGUUCUUUGAAUUUUUUUUUCUGACAACGUUGAAAGUUAUUUAGUUUUUUUUGUGUGCCGUGUUGUGACCUGUGUAAAUAUAGUUGGAGGUACAAUUUGACUUGGCUUACCUCGUCUAAGGCUUUCAAAGUAUAAUUACAGAUAAUUCAAAACCGACAACAUGAACGAGACACACCGCAGUACAGUGCUGAUACAGAAACUGAACAAUGUCAUAGACUCCACAUAAAACAAUGUCACUAAGCAACCAUCUCAUGUCCAAGUAUCGAAAACCGAUGCAAUGUCAAACGGUGCAGAGGAACAUGAAGAAACCGACCAAAUUCAAAAUGAACAGGAUCUCAAUAAAUUUUCUUAUGACGAUAGCCAUCUUAGCUUUGUUGCCUUAUAGCUCGACAUUGAGUUUGCCGAACGGUGACCCUGCUCCGGGGAGGUCGCCAGGUCCACCCGAGGUUGAGGACAAAGAGGUGUCAACGGAUGAUAAGGUUAUAGAGGUUGGAGAAGUGUACGAUGAAACAACGACUAGUGAAGAAGUGGAAGUUACGACCGUGAGUGAAGUAGUGAGUGAAAGAACGGUGGAUAUCAGUGAUGCUUGUGCCUUCGCGAGGAUCCCGAGUGACAGUGACGAUAUUGUCACGCUCAGUGAAGAUGAUAGUGAUGUUAAUCUGACGCUUAGCCAUCCAGUGUUCGAGACAGACGAGCUGGUUCGAGGAGUUGUUUAUGAUGUUCACCUUCAGUUUGAGGAGCUGACGCUACGCGACUACGUCCUGCACUCGAUAGUGAACAACUUUAUCAUAGGGAACUUCACCCCUACUACCUUCGCCGAGCGGCCGUGCAGGGAUGACUCUCUUCCAUACUUCUUACCGAAACACAGGCGUUCCGAGCGCUCGAAACAUAUGAAAAAGACCAAAAGAUACGGGGAUACCUACAGGACAUUCGGAGACUAUAGUUUAAAAAGUGUAGAUAGCCUUAGUGAUGGGUAUUACUUCAGACCAAAGUAUCGUAGUUAUAGUAGAGAUGAGAGGUCGGUGUACAGAAGGAUUGCGAAGAGUUUGCGUAUGAGAAGACGGUAUCUGCCGGCGAAGGUGGUGAGUGGACCGCUGGCCAGCAGGACGUCGGUGCUGCUGCAGUGGUCGCUCAACGACGCCGUGCAUUUAGAUAGUGAGGGGACUAGUGUUGUUUUUAGGUUACGAUAUAGGAAGACGACGAGUGCCACCAUAUACCAAGUGUUCUUUACUAAAAAUUUAAGAUUAGAUUGUGCGAUACGCCUAAGAAAUGUCCGCGCGGGCCGCGUGCACUCGGGGCACGUGCCGCGCACGCACGGCUGCCGCGUGCUGGUGCCGGCGCCGGGCCCGCGCAGCGCCGUCCUCAUCGAGCUCCACAAGCUCAACGUGCCCUGCUCCACUGGGUUCAUCCGGUUCGCGCCCAACACCCCCACCCUGUGCGGCAAAUUGGACCAAAUACCGCUCCCCAACAGAAAGUUCCUCUACACCUCAUCGUUCAAGAACCCCGCCAUAGAACUACACGGCCGGCCCACGUUCGCCGCGGUAUACCGUCUAGUAGACCAUUGCCAUGAUGUUCUACUUACGGGAAGAAACGGCUCGUUCGAAGUCGGCCCAACUGUCAAACUGUCAUGCUCGUAUGAGAUCCACUUGCCGUACGGCAACCGUGUCGCUCUGCGGCUACAAAUGGGCACAGGACCAAUGGAUGCGAAAGAAAACGACGUGUCCAAUAUUAUACACGAAGACGUGCAGGCGUUGUGUAGAGGGAUGGAGUUGAGUUUAGAAGACGGAGACUCUAAGUGGAAGCAUUGUUCCCAGCCUGGUGACCCUUUGAGGAGUGUUCAGAUUGUGUCUGAAGCAAACUCCGUGCGUUUGAAUAUUAGUAUAACUGCUAAGAAGAAUACGUCCGCCAUGUGGUUAAAAGUGUGGUGGAUGGACAAAGCCAUAGAGAACAUCGUGGGGCACUGUGACUAUGGGUGGGUGCUGUCUGGGGAUUUUUGCAUAUCAGCAGUGCGAGAGGCAAAGAAGGCAUGGAGACAAGCGGAGGCGGAGUGUGUGAGGCUGGGAGGGCACCUCGCCAGUGUGCUGAAUGAGAGGCAACAGCAGAUUAUGGACCAACUACUUAUACAUGCUCCCGGUGCCGGAGUAGACGACGUGUACUGGAUCGGUGCGACUGAUGCCGUCCAUGAAGGCGAAUUCCGAUGGUCGGAUGGACUGCCCUUCUCUUAUGCGCACUGGUUUCCUGGCUGGAGGAAGCACAGCGGCCAGCCCAAUGAUGACGGCACAUCAGGCCAGGACUGCGUGGAGGCCCGCCGGGAGUUCCCUCCGCGCCCGCCGCCGGCAGCCACCACCUUCAUGUGGAACGACAGAGGCUGCAGGGAACACAACUACUUCGUCUGCGAGAAACCCAGUGUUGAAGAUCCCUACAUAGCAUCAAAGAUCCUGUGCAACGAGACGAUAGUGCUGUCUCAUGCGCACCCGCACGCUAUAGUCUCGAGCCCCGGCUUCCCUCGCCCGUACCCUGAUGAUGUUGAGUGUGUGAGUGAGAUCCGAGCGCCGCCUGCGCACACCCUGAGACUGCACUUCGAAGAGCUGCUGACGGAACAUGAGCCGCAUUGCAGCUAUGACUACCUAGAAAUCACUGAGGAGGGUGUGGACAACAGCAGUGAACAUGCGCAGGAGUGGCAGUUACAUGACCAUCAUGAAGGAUUCAGCUCUGAUACGGAGAUAUGGGAAGAUACAGAGACUCAGCUGCCAGAAUCCGACGCAAUCAGCGCAGGUUGGAUGCGGGAUGCGCACGCGACUCGCGCAAGACGUCUGUGCGGUGAUUGGAGCGGGAAGCUCAAGUUACUGCGCUACCAAUCACGGGGCAACGUGCUGCGCCUGCGCUUCAGAUCCGACCACUCGCGACACUACGCCGGGUUCCGAGCUAAAGUCACCGUCACUGAUUCACAAUCUUGUAUGGACUCGAAGCAAGUUCUGUUCAACGGACACUGCUACCUGUUCUCCGGUUACCCGAAAGCAUCCUGGGCGACUUCAAAACAGGUAUGUGAGGGUCUGAACAUGCAUCUGUCAUCCGUCCAUUCAGCAGACGAAGAACGGUUCAUAGUGUCAGGUAUCCGACAAAGCAGCGAUUACAGCGCUGGAUCCAUCUACUGGCUGGGAGCCCGUCUAAACGGUGAAGACGGGGAAAGCUUGAGCUGGAUUGAUGGAAGCGCUGUAGGAUUCCAGGGCUGGCCACCUUAUAAUGACACCGAGGAAAUAGAGGACGCGUGUUUGGGUAUACAGUGGAAGUCGUCACCAAUCCCGUCUCUACCUAGUGGCUUGUUUUGGACCUUACACAAGUGUGGGAUGACAGGCGGGUACGUGUGCAAGCGACGGCUCAACCCAGAGCACGUAGUCAAGAACAGAACGGUUGAAGGAACUUCAGGAGUGCUAACAAGUCCCAAUCAUCCUAACAUGUACGACAACGACCUUGACUUCUGGGUACACGUUGUAGGCCCUGAGGACACGCGCCUAGUUUUUGUUUUUCAGAGGAUUGAUUUGGAAUACCAAAAGGACUGUCUUUACGAUUUUGUAGAGCUGCGUGACCCAUGGAACAUGAAAUCUUCAAGAUACUGCGGCUCCGUCGGAGAAGCACGCUGGGUCGCCUCCACCAACAGAGCCGUGCUGUACUUCCAUUCUGAUUACAACACCCAAGGCUCAGGGUUCUCAGUAACAUGGCGAGCGGUGGAGCUGGUCGGCUGUCCAUCACAGACUAUAACGUCUAAAGAAGGAGUCCUAAAAAGUCCCAACUACCCUCAUUUUCUGCUGCCCAACCUGGAUUGCACCAUCGAUAUUCUGGCUCCUACAGGGAAACGAGUAUUCCUGAACAUCAGUUUCUUCGACUUUGGCUAUGGAGUAUUUGCAAAGGGCGUGCCUAUCAAUGUCACGGACUCGAUACCUGAGGACUCCUUCAUUGACGUCCAGAUCGACCUCCAGAACCCUCCCAUCAGGCCGUUCCUGAACCCCAACGUCCUCACCAAUGGCCUCUUCGUGUCCCAAUCCGAAAUACUGCGACUGAGGAUCAAAACUGGCGAGAAUGUCACCGGCCAAGGAUUUCUGGCGUAUUAUAAAACGAUAAGCUACCUGAACGCGUCGCACGUGUUGGAAGUACCGUCGGGUGUGGGCGGUCGGCUGGCGGCGCCCAACUGGCCGCAGCUGGCGCCCGCCCGCGCCGCACUGCGCACGCGCCUCGUGGCGCCGCACCAACACACGCUCACACUGGCGUUCACUGCCACCACACUCGUCGCUACUGGAGACGAUCCCUGGCCAUGUGGACUGGGCAGUGGGUGGAUACAGGUGAAAGACAGCUACACAGACAACAACGGUACAGAGUGGACUCUGUGCGAGGUGGACAGGAGUAAGAGGAAGCUGGAGCCGCGCGCGCCGCUCGUCAUCAACUCGUACCUACACUCACUCAGCGUCACGCAACACGCCGGGGACAGGGGCGUCAAUAUGGAUGUCUCGCUCAUGGUCAAUAAAGAUCCUGAAUACCACAGCAAAGUGCUGCUAAUAUCCGAGGAGACCAGCUUAGAGUCCUGCUACCCAAACCCUUGCUUACAUGAUGGAAGAUGUGCUACUGAUGAUGGAAGAAGUUUUUGCCAGUGUUCUGGAUACUAUGCUGGUUUGUUCUGCUUGGUGACGGCGUGUGAGAGGUCGCCGUGUCUGUACGGGAACUGUACGCUCGUGGCGGAGGGUGCGGGGAGCGCAGGUGGGGCGGGGGGUGUCGGGGGGGAGGGGUUCGUGUGCGCGUGUGCGCGCGGGUGGCGCGGGCGGCGCUGUGCGGAGCGCGUGCGCCCGUGUGCCUCGAAGCCCUGCAACAACCGCGGCGCAUGCACCGAGCGGGAUGGGGGGUUCCUCUGUCAGUGCAACCCCUCAUGGAAGGGCAAGAGAUGUGAGAUCCCAAACCCGUCCCCCAACAUCAUCAGCUUGGGCCAGCGCAUGCUCCAGGAGCCGUUCUGGCUCGGCCUCAUCACCGUGUUCGUGGUGCUGGGCAUGAUCGGCCUGGUGUGGUGCGCCAAGCGACACUUCCCCGAGAAGAUCGAGAAGCUGCUGGCCGAGGAGGCCGACCGCUGCGCUAGACCGGGCGUGCUGCAGGACGCGGCGCCGCACCGCACGCUGCUGACGCGGCUGGGUAUCCGCAAGCCGUCGGUGUCGGGGCUCGCGCCACACCCGCGAGCCGCGCGCACCUUUAGCUUGGACGAUCUGUUAAAGCCGCCGCCCGGACGAACACCGUCACCUCGUAAAAAACGUAACAAUUCCACUCCAACUAAGAAAAAUGCUGCUGAGAAAAAGCAAAUUUUGCAACAACUUAUAAGCCCCGCAACCACUAAUGACCAUUCAAAGAAGAUAACAAUGGGAGAUCUGAUACAGAUGUCUGAGAAGCGGACGCUGAGUACAGUAGAGAGCGCGCCCGCAUUCAUGGACUAUGGAAACGAAAACAAAGAGACUUCGUUUGCAAGUGAAGCUUCUACGCCGUCGACAUCGCCUUCCAUGCGGCACAUAUCAGAUCCUAAACUAGAAAAGAAAGUAACGUUUGCAAGACUACUGAACAAAGUAUCCGCGGAAAUGAGCUCCAGUUCCGACGUAGAUAUGGUGAACACUAUCACCAUUCCAAUGGCGGUGAUAGCAGACAGAGGAAUGAAAGCAAAAGCGUCGAGUACGCCGCCCUCGCCGGGAGUCGAAGUGCGGUCCCCGCACAGCACAUCCAGCAACCAGGGAAGUGAUUCAAUGUCGAGCCUGGACUUAACGUUGACACACACUGCAUUGAAGAAAUAUUCGAGACAGCCAAAAAUCUCAAGCGCUGACUCCAUACUGGCGAUGUUCCGAAACUUCUCAUCCUCAUCGGCAGCAAUAGUGUCACGAGCGUCGUCGGGAGGAGUCUCCGUGUCCAGUACACCAUCAGCUUCAUCCCCUCAGGAUGAUACAGUGGACGCGGACGACAUAUCCAUAGCAUCCUCACACAUACCCUCACUGGCGCCAGACUCGCCCGUCACCAGGCCGCAUAACACUAUCGAGAUCCAGGUUCUGGAUCCUCUAAGUGCACACAAAUCUUCAUCAUCAGGUAGCAACCUACUUCAUCCACCGUCCAUACUCCUAGAAGUACCGAGUGGGAUCAACAAAUGUUUGUCCCCGAUACGAGAGCUCCCUACACCACUACCCACACCCCUCCCCACACCAAUGCCCACGCCCCUACCGUCCCCUAGACUGCCGCGAGCUAGUAUCGAAAUGGAUGUUAAGAGCGAGUCUACAGCAACUGUCAUGUCACCCAGUGAAGAUGAGCUCGAUGAAAUUAAGUCUGAAACGAAGAGCGACAGACCAACUUCUGGUUUGCGAUUGAAGCUGCGACCAACACUGCUGAGCACGGACACAGCCACUACGACGCCGACACCGUCGACCCAUGUGACGUCCUCGGCGAGCCCGAGUUUGACCCACAGCCCGGCGUCCCCGCCCGGCACGCUGCCCGGCGUGCUGGCGGGCACGCUGCCGGCGCUGCGCGUGCCGGUGCUACAAGUGCAGCGCGCGUCGCCCGGCUCCCCACCGCCCCGGCGUACGCCCCCGCACUUAGAAUUCCAGCCACCGCCCCUCAUUACCGUCACCUACAACGCUAGCGAGGAGUCCGACGAACCCAUGUCCCCUAGACCGCCCCCACCCUCUGGCAACAUGUGCUACCUUAGUCCCUUCUCGAUGUCCGCGAGAGGAGAGCGAGCUCCUUCAGAAUCGAACUUAUCCUCGUCAGGGUACAGCUCUAUGGCGAGCCCUGGACCCUCGAGGUGCGGCUCUAGCAAUCCCUUGUGUCCUUCAGAAAUGGAAGACCCUGGCUCUGGUGGUGGCCCGUCCUGCUUUCAGUCCAGGAGACGACCGCUCAUGAAGACGAACUCCAGCCCUGCAGCUUCCAAUGACGACAGUAAGGAACGUAGGCGAGGCCGGUCUGACUCCGAGACAUUAUCCGACGACCCCCUGUUAGAGUCCAAUGACGAGGGCAUAGGGACAGACGAGAGAGUAGACGACGUACCCUCCAGCGCGAAAGAGAUGGAACUAGUCGCACUUAAAGAGACUUUAGAGAUUCCGCAAGCCACCCUGUGCUCUCCCAGCGGAGUGACCAAGUGUUCAAUAGUCAAAUGUGUUAGUGUCGAGAGAGGACUAGACGAGAAGGCUAGUUUGAGGCCUCCCACUUUGCUAACAGAAGGUAGUAGACCCCUGAGUCCCGUCAGUUCGAGGAGUGAGAGCCCGUUAAGUGAUAAAACUGGUUUGGGAAGGUUUUCUCCACAAUUUUACGGUAGGCAACUGCCGUUUACAGAUUCUGACGGGUUGUACGACUUUCCGAGUUCGGAAUGUGUGAAAGGUGCCAACAACAAGUUGGGCAGUAAUUGUCAGAAGAAGAGUGGCAGGAAGCGCGACCGACGGAACACGCGCACCGCCUCGCAUGACGUCACCGGCAACAACAAGCCCACGCUGCCGCACAUGCCGCACUCCAUGCACAACCUGCUGGAGGUGCCAGGCAGCCGUGACGGCGCGACACGGGGCCGCAAGGGUGGCAGACGACGGUCCCGGUCCCAGGCGCCGGCACCAGCGUCAUCAUCGUCGUCUGAGGACUCUGUGUCUAAUGCCAGCGUGGCGUCAGUGGCCUCUGCCCGGGAACUGAGGUUACCUGACAUGGACAUGCAGCCUUGUGAGCCGACGCGUUUGAGGAAACCGCUCAGGAGACAAAAAUGCCGUAGUUCUGAGGACACGUCGUCUAAAAUAUCUUCGAGUUUGGAUCUAACGGAGGACUCCAGGAAACCACCAAAGGUCAACAAAUUGCGGACGAUAAGCAAUCAGAUAAGAUUUCUCCGACGGCUAGAGCGCAGCUUGAAAAUGAAAGAAAGUUACCCAGCUCUUUCCGACGACGAAGGAGACGAGUCAUCGAGCGUCACUUCACCUCUACUGCAAGGUCGGAAGGACUUGGACUUAGGCCGACUUCCCAGCCACGCGAUAUCAGCUCCUCUACUUAGUGCAGUUAGACCCAAAAUUACUAGACAGAGACGUUACGAUAGGUCGUUAGUAAGUGAAGAUACAAGGACUUUAAAUACUGCCGCAGGUCAAGAUAAUUCUGACUGAAAUUAAACUGUUUGUGUUGGAAAAUAGUGCUAUUUCAUUUAACUUACAGUAACACGGUUUUGUAGGUACGGAUGUAUUUCAUGUUGUUGUUAUUUUGAAAAAUACUAUGGUCGCUACGGUAACUGUUAAAAUUCGUCAACCUUUUGGACAUUACGAAUUAUCUCCAUGUUCACGAAAUAUCAAAUCGACAUGAGUAUACAAGAUUCUAAUCUAAUGUGAUAUAUUAAACUAAGCGACACAAAUACUAGAACGUUAUUAAUUUGGAACUAGAUGUAAUGUUUAGGAGAUUGAACGUUUUAAUUUCCUUCAGUUCACUUUUGAUGUCUCAAAGUACUCGUAAUUUAGCUUCGUGUUGUAAAUAAUUUUCUCGAUAGCAAUAACUUAUUUGUACAAGAUUUUGUAGGAACAAAUAUUUUACUAUAAGUAAUCGUAGUGACGUACUGUAAUGUAGGACACGAGCCAUCGCUAUCAUUUCUCCUCCUUACCUUAAACUAAAUAGUUCUUUUAACAUAUAGUAUGUUUUACAAAAGGUUACUUUCGCUUUAUUUGUAGUUUCUGUUAAAUAUACUACGUAUAAAAUGCUUUUUGUAAAUAUAUUAAACGUAUUGCUCAAAUGCAUAUUUUGUGAAAUCGUUUUUUGCGCACUUUUUGCUGUUUUGUAAAUAUAAUACAUAAUAUGUAACUUAUUUAUUAUUGUAAAUAUCGGAUUCGAGAGAAAUCUUUUCGUUUUUCUUGACAAAAAAAUUACAUGUAAAAUGUUCUAGAUUGUAAGUAAAAAACAAAAUGAAAGGCCCAAAAAAAUCUGUAUACCAAUUGCACAAUUACUACUUAUAUACAAUUAUAUAUAUGGAUAUAAGCACUCAUAAUACGUUAAGCUAUGUAUCGAUACCUUGAAGUAAGUAUGUACUCGACGCACCAAUAGAAUAGUUGGUCCCAUGUUUGUCUGACAACGCCACACUAUGGCCUCCGUAGACUCCCUUCAUAGUCCUAUUGAAUAGUUCCCUGUUUCGUUGUUAAUGCAUAUUUGUUUUAAGUCACUAUAGAAGUUACCUGUAAUCAAUAGAUACCUAGUUUAGUUAGCUUUAACAUAAUGUAAAAGCUUAAGAAACGUUCCAUGUACCUAGGAGAUAGACGUCUAACUUUUAUUCGUUUACUUUGUCCUACUUAUAAUAUUAUGUAAAAUUAUUCUUGUUAUCGUUUGAGUCUCCACUCCUUUCGACACGCGUUUAACGUUAGAUGUUUUGUCUCAUUAAUUUAACACUAGAUUAGUGAACUACUUUAGAUGCUUAGAUACAGUUUCAGCAAUAAUUUUAUGUGAUUCGACUGUACAAAGACUGACAUUGUUUGUGCACUAACAAAACUUAAACAUCUGUGUUAUGUUUCAAUGUGUAUCGUAAUAAGCGUGUAUUUAAUGUAUACAGUUAUCUUUUAUACCUAAGUAAGUCACUGUCUAUGUGUUCGGUGUUUAUAAUUUUUAUUUAAAUGUUAUUUCAUAAGAAAAUAUCUAGAAGCGAGACAUAAUUCUAAAUGUCUUAUUUCGUAUAACUAACUGCAACAUCAGUUUCAUACAUUAAAUGGCCAUUUAUAAAAAAGUAAAUUUGAUCAAAUUAAUUCAGUCAAUAGUUAAUUAGUGAAUCGUUUAUGCGUCCUUUGUAUAAUAUUUCUAAACCUUUUGAACGACGCUCCUUAGCAUUUAUAAUCAAAUCCGUUUCACUGUUAUGAUGACGUUUAUUUUAAUUUUGAACCGUAGGACUUAUAAAAAGAUGCCAUAAUCGAAUAGAUUUAUUUAAAUCCAUAGAUAAAACGUUCAAAAGGUGCAAUCAGUAGAACAUUGUCCCGCCCUAACUACUUGUAUUCAAAGCCUAGAACGCGUCUAAAUGUAAAAUAGUAUAACUAAAAAUUAUGAAAAACAAUGGCCUGUUCAUUGAGACUGAUUUUCUAAAAACUUAACUCUUAAAACGUCGCUUAUUCGUUUCUCGCUCGAUCGAUGUGUGUAUGUGUUUCAUUUACUCUGUCUAUAGUUUUAUUACUUGAGAUCCUGAGAUCUUACGAGAUCUACGUUUCCGUGCCUUCGAGUCUGUGGAAAUUAUGUAGAUAAUGAACAUUUGGCCGACCUAGUUAGUAUCUACUCGGUAGUCUACGUCUACAGUUCUUCUAAUUGUUAAGAAAAGUCUCCGCGGCCAGUAGCUCGCUAUUAGAUUUUCACUAAAAACAUUCCAAUAUUUUAUAAAAUAUUUUUAUGAAAUGGUAACUUAAUUUCUUAUUCUCAAAGGGAUUAUAAUAAGUUGGUAUAAAUAGGAUUUUUGGAACGUCUGACCAACAGACACAAGUGAGACAUUGAAUUAAUAAACUACUUAUUAUGAAUUUACAUGUUAAUUUAAAAUUGUAAACAUUUUAAAGAUAAAGAAAUUUGCCUGUUGUUUAUUUAAACUACAUAAUAGCAAAUAUUAUUAAUAUUUAAUCAACAUAGAAGAUCAAAAUUAGUAUCAUCGUGAGAGCACCCAAUUAUUGUAAGCAAUACGUUACUAUAUAAAAUUAGAAUAUAAAAUAAUUGUAUAAUAAAGUUCUGUGAUUGAAAGCGUGCAGCUCAAGUGCGGUUUAGAUGUCGCCCUAUGGCAUUAAAAUAUUUAUUUAAAAUACUAUCGUUAUAAAACCGUUUUCUUAAAACUUUAAAUUUAUAAAUUCAAUUCAGUUAAAAAUAUUUAAUAAGGCAGAAUAGACAUUUUGCGGAAUUAUAGAAUUUUUUGUUUGACUGCAACAUAACAUGCAGUUUGAGUUGUUGUUGACAUUUAUUAUUGACAAGCAUUUAGGAAAAUGGUGGUCCUUAAAAAUAAAUACAAACGACAUAAUUCUCUAAAUACUAUAAAAAUAAAAUUUUGUAAGUGUCUUAUGAAUAAUACGGAAUGAUUUUCCUCAAGUGCACUGUUAGGUACUUUACAGUGAUAGUUUCUGUGGAUAGAUGUCAAAAGCUUAACGAGUUUUGUUACACAAUAAUAUAUUAUGGUUUAACAUGCAUUGGUCCUCAAAGAAAUACUUGUGUAGUUCAAUUCAUUAUAUUAAAUACAUUAUUUUUUUCCGAUCAAUAAAAGAGGGCUCAUAAAGUUGAUAUUGACGUCUAAAUUAAACCAAAGAUGAUAAAAACUAACAUUCCGAUAACAGUUUUUGAAAACAGUUUGUAAUUAAAUAUAUCUCUCUAAAAUUCUUGUUUAUACAUAUAUAAAUUAUUGCGGCAACUUGGUUUACUAAAAAACCGAAGUAUAAAUGUGUCUUGUUUAAAAUUAAAAAUUAAAUAACUUAUGACUUAAUUAAUUUAAUUGUAUCGUUCUCAAAUGAUUGAAGUGUUUGUAGCACUAAGCGAGUAAUGUACAUAUGUUUUACACCGUACGCGUAAAAUAAGGUGUAUAUUCAAUAUAAUAACGUUUUAUUCACAAUGUAAAAUAUAAAGGUAAAUAAAAUUUUGCUUGUUA